This is a messenger RNA of Dermacentor silvarum, 1897 nucleotides long. RefSeq names its product putative fatty acyl-CoA reductase CG5065. Lineage: Eukaryota; Metazoa; Arthropoda; Arachnida; Ixodida; Ixodidae. The coding region runs from base 556 to 1887 and encodes 443 amino acids. Gene Ontology annotation, cellular component: peroxisome. The record is from RefSeq and is a predicted model, not a curated record. The transcript has 11 exons. Gene Ontology annotation, molecular function: alcohol-forming very long-chain fatty acyl-CoA reductase (NADP+) activity. Gene Ontology annotation, biological process: long-chain fatty-acyl-CoA metabolic process.
GCUGAAAGCGCCGCAUUCCGCCUCAUUAGUAUGCACGUGACGUAAGCGGUUUGUCGUGGGCUGCAACUAAAAUAUUGCAAAGCGAAUGUAACGGCACUUUUCCCCCUCUAUCGUAGCUUAUGACUUCAUAUAUAGGCUACUCUGCACGUUACGUAGGCGGUCUGUCGUGAGCUACCACGAAAAUAUUGCACAGCGAAUGCAACGGCACUUUUCCCCAUCUAUCGCAGUUUGUGACGUUAAGCAGACGCACGCGUUACCUAUAAGCAGACGCACGGUUACUCAUUACAGAAACCGAGAUGAUUGUGCAAGAGUACCGAGUGUUUUUCCGCGUUAUAAUGCAUCGCGUGAAAACCAACUCUUGGGCAAGCAAACAAACUCGAUUCGCGUGAAAGGAAAGGCUCCGGGGUUCCUGCUCUCUGCAAAGUGCCUCGCAGUCUGGUGCUCUCUCCUAACCACAAUUUAAGAAGACGCUUGGCACAUUAGGGAACGUCAGACCUCGUCAAGUCAACGAGCUUCGAGAUUUCGCUAAGACUUCGUCGCCUAAAGGUGCCCACUAUGACGAUCAACGUACCCAAGCAGCUGCAAAGCAUAACAUCGACAAUGGUAGACGAGAGGAAAGAUGACUCCCAGGUGGCGGGAUUCUAUCAAGAUCGAGUUGUGUUCAUCACCGGUGGAACGGGCUUCAUUGGAAAGGUUCUGCUGGAGAAGCUGCUGCGAUCUUGUCCUGGCCUGAAGCGGGUCUACCUUCUCGUGCGCAGCAAGCGCGGGAAAAAUCCACAGGCGAGGCUCGAGAAGUUGUUCGACUCUCAGAUGUUCGCACGCCUCAAGCAAGAGCAGCCAGAUGCUUUUGAAAAAGUGACAGCGCUGGAAGGAGACCUGAGUGAGCCAAACUUGGGACUCAGUGUGCUUGAUGAGGCCGCCUUGGUGGAUAGUGUCUCCGUCGUCUUUCACUCAGGUGCCACGGUCAAGUUCGAUGAACCUCUCAGGGAAGCGGCUGAGCUCAACAUUAUGGGUACAAGGCGUGUUCUGGAACUCUGCAAACAAAUGCCAAAUCUUUGUGCUCUCGUGCAUGUAUCAACGGCAUAUUGCAACUGUGAUAAGCAAGACGUGCUUGAGGUCAUAUAUCCACCGCCUUUAGGAGUCGAAAAACUUAUUCAAGCAACUCAGUCAAACGGGAAAGGUUCCGUGGACAUGACGGAAGAGUGUUUGUAUGGGCAUCCAAACACAUACACCCUGACCAAGAGUGUCGUCGAAUCUCUGCUGCUGGAAGAACGAGGUGACAUUCCCGUUGCUAUUGUGCGGCCUUCCAUCGUCACUGCCUCGAUAAAGGAGCCACUUCCGGGUUGGGUAGACAAUUAUAACGGCUGCACCGGACUUCUUGUCGCGAUAGGGUUGGGACUGCUGCAAUCAUUGUUGAUGGAGAAGAAGUGCGUAGCUGACGUCAUUCCGGUAGACGUCGUGGCCAAUAUGCUAAUAUGCGCUGCUUGGCACACUGCCGCGAAGAGACCGAAGCACAUCGAGGUGUACCACUGCACGAGCGGCGCCCUGAAGCGACACACGUGGGCAGAUCUGACUGAUUUAGCGCAGCGAAUUAUUCUGCGACACCCACUGCCAAAUGCGAUCCGUUUUCCCAAGUUCCAAGGGACCAACAGCCAACUGUUGCACAGCAUCAAUCUCUGGUGCCUGCAUUACCUGCCAGCGUGCGUCGUAGACCUGGUCUUGCAGCUGCACGGACAGAAGCCGAGGUUCGUCCGCCACUACCAGAAUCUUCGCAAAGCCAUGGAUUCUUUGCAGUACUUCACAACUCACGGCUGGCUGUUCAGGUCCAACAAUGCAGUGGCACUUGCACAAGAGCUGUCUGCCACGGAUGCGCAGGCAAGUCAAUAGGCAAGCUGAA